CCAUGGUUAUGGGGAAGGGUAAACGACUGCUGUUGUCCCGUAGCAUUAGCCAGCACGCUUGCUGUCAACCAGAAGCUACUACACAAUAAGAGCCUGCAAAUGUAGCAGGUAAACUCUGUUCAUCUGGAGAUACAAAGUUAGCUCUACAAACAAUUUUUCUGCCUCAGAACAUACUCUGUAAACAACAAAACGGAGCGUCACAGUAGAUGGAAGACGUGGUCCCAUGUCAUUAAACUUUUAGUAGCUCAGUCGAGUUUUUCUUGUUUGUGUUUUUGUCUUUAGCGCUCCUCCUAUCUCUCUCUCUCACUCCUCUGCCUUAUCGCGAACAGAGCAGCACAGCCUCACAUGCUAUUCAUCUUUAACGAAGCAUUCUCCGUGCUAGGCAGUAGGCAGGCACACACACCCUACCUCCCCUCAUCGUAGACGCGGACCCUUUUUAAGCAGGCACCAAGGUCCCAUCAAUAGUCCGUCAUUGUAAAUAAGAAUUUGUUCUUAACUGACUUGCCUAGUUAAAUAAAGGUUAGAUAAACAAUACAAAAUCAUUUAAUAGAGAAGGCCACUGUGAACACAGAUGCUGCCUUUCAGUGUAAAUCACAUUGUAAUAUAUUUGGGAGAAAAUACAUUAGAGUGUAGAAUCUUCCUUUUACUGUUGUUUGUUCCUAGAUGCUGAGUUUGAGUGCAAACAUCACUGACUAUCAUGCAAUAUGAGGACACAAAUUAACCCUGUCCUGUCCCCCUGCAGAGCCCCAACUGAAAGGCAUUGUCACGAGACUCUACAACCGGCAUGGCUUCUACCUCCAGAUGCUUCCGGAUGGCACCAUGGACGGCACAAAGGACGAAAGCAGCUCCUUCUUGCAGUUCAACUUGAUUCCUGUGGGCCUGAGGAUAGUAGCCAUCCAGAGCACUAAGACAGGGCUCUACAUUGGGAUGAACAGCGAUGGAUACCUCUACACUUCGGAACACUUCACCCCAGAGUGCAAGUUCAAAGAGAGUGUGUUUGAGAACUACUAUGUGACAUACUCGUCCAUCCUGUACCGGCAGACCCAGUCGGGCAGGGCCUGGUACAUCGGCAUCAACCGGGACGGGCAGGUCAUGAAGGGCAACAGGGUCAAGAAGACCAAGGGGGCCGCCCACUUCCUGCCCAAACUCAUCGAAGUGGCUAUGUACAGGGAGCCGUCGCUACAUGAAGUGGUGGUGGUCGCCGAGCUGAGUUCGCCCAGGAAAAUGGCCAAGGCCUCCGAUUCACCUGUGCUGCAGAACGGCAAAAAAGACCCGCCCUCAAAAACCAAAACCUCCUAGCGCACAGAGAACACAGGGGCGGUCACAUGGUCACUGGGCACUGGCAUGGGCACCUAAAGGAACUACAGGGAUGAUAUAUAGAAGCAAUGGAGCUACUUGAUGGUAGCAUUAGAAGAACUCUAUCUCCCAUAAUGCAAUAGUGAAGGGUUGGGGAAAUAAAUGCCAAUGGAACCCUUCUUUAAAGACAUGGUGUCCCCCCCACCCACUGCAGCCCCCUCCCCUUCUCUUACCCAACACCGCCCCUGUAUGAGUCUGAGAUUUCAGAGCAAUAAAACUUGAGGAAUGAGGCUGGGUGCGUCGUAGCAUGCACUGGUCACGUCACAACUAUAUACACAUCCACUACGGGAAAUUCCCAGAAAGAAGACCGACACCUGUCAUCAGCAUCGUCUGUUUUUAAUCUACGUCACUUCACAAUGAACAAUGUCUUCCUGUUUUUAUUACACAGGGUUGUCACGGUUAAAUGUUUCCCCCCUGCCCCACUGAGCAGCAGGGGGGGUCCUAUUGUUCUACAUUCCCAAAGCUUCCAUCCAUACUAAUGUAAGGUUGAUCCAGGAUGCGUCUGCACCCUAUUUUCAAUACAGUGCACUACUUUGUGUGGGUUGUGGUCAAAAGUCGUGCACUACAAAGGGAAUAGGGUGCCAUUUUGGAUGCAAGCCCAAAACAUCCUUUUGUUCUUAGUUAUCGGUUAGCAGGUCUUCUCUGUCCGUCAGCACCUUUGUGACCAUAGCUAUGUAUCUCCUCCAUACUUUUUUCUUUUUUUUUUCUUUCCCUCAUUAACCUCAGUUUUCCACUCGGCAGCACAAGAAAAAAACUCCUUGUUCCUCUCUAGGGCUGUUUAACAGCAGCUUCCACUGAUCAAAAUCUCCCCAACUCUUGAAAGAGAGAGAGAAACCUCCCUGCUGCACUGAACUACACACACACGAUUGUGUUCACACACACACACACACACACACACACACACACACACCGGCUGGGCAGCAGAGGGAGAGGGUGAUUGUGUGCGGGUCAGAGGUUGAAGAAUGAUGACGAUAUAAUCAGUGAGAUGGUGUAGAUGUUCUGGGAGUCUGUUUGUCCAUGUAGGUUAUUAUUAAACUGACUGCUUUACCCUCUCUGUGCCCAGCCAUGCGUUACACCAUCCUAUAACCACACUAGGUCAUUUCUCUAGCUCAUGUCCCUAACAUGCUGACCACACCGCCCACGUCGCGUGCGCAAGCAUUGCAAAACAAAUGUACACAUACAUGUUAUUCAAUCAUUGCACCCACACUGCUAGCCAGGCGCUAGAAUAGAACUUGGUUCUAUUUGUGACGCUUGAUGCGCUACAAGUCUCGCCUCUCCUAUCUCCUAUUGGUUUUUAGGAGCAUAUUCCCACGUGGGCGAUUGAAAAAUGAACUGAGAGCCACACUCCAGUCCUGUUGGACCCUGUGCAUUUCAGGUAAAAUAACAACCCAAUGUUUAUAUCCCAGGACAA
Messenger RNA from Oncorhynchus tshawytscha (Chinook salmon), 2767 nucleotides. Its product is annotated as fibroblast growth factor 14-like. The record is from RefSeq and is a predicted model, not a curated record. Lineage: Eukaryota; Metazoa; Chordata; Actinopteri; Salmoniformes; Salmonidae. Gene Ontology annotation, molecular function: growth factor activity; fibroblast growth factor receptor binding. The transcript has 4 exons. Gene Ontology annotation, cellular component: cytoplasm. Gene Ontology annotation, biological process: positive regulation of protein phosphorylation; animal organ morphogenesis; cell differentiation. Bases 802 to 1299 code for a protein of 165 amino acids.